GUGAAUCUCUCCGUCUCCUUCUUCUUACCAUGUUUCUACCCUAUGGACCAGUGGCUACGGUUAACAACGAAAGCUCCAAGGGCGUACUUUAGAGUACUAAUGACUCUAACCGGCCAAAUAAGAAUUAUAAAAAUGGAAUCAAGUCUAACGUAAGCAGUUCUUUUGUGUCGCCAAAGGCACAAACCAAGCCAAGACAUCUCCGCCGCCAUUUCAGACAUGGUAGGAAGUCCUGCUCGAUCACAGGGAAGUCGGAAGAGCUCCUCCUACAAUGGAAGCCGGAGAACUGUAUCGGAAUUCUCAGGUAGUUCUCCUUUUUCCGACGUUUCUUCUGUUAAGUCCUCAAAUUCCGGCGGAAAUCCUGUAAAGGUCGCCGUCAGGAUGGUUGCGGAAGUCUUCGGUUCGUGCUUUAGUUCUCCGGAAGCACCAUCGUCUUCAGCUACUUCUGUUGAUAGUGGCGGUAAGAGGCGUAGUUCCAACCUAGGGAUCUAUGGGAAAUCUUAUAAUUCGACCCAAACAGCGGAACCUGGGGGUGUGAAAUUCACCAUGGAGGAAAUUUACAAAGCUACCAGGGAUUUCUCUCCUUCUCUCAAGCUUGGACAAGGCGGGUAUGGAACUGUUUACAAGGGGAGGCUUGAAGAUGGCACCUUUGUCGCUGUUAAACGUGCGAAGAAGAGUGUUUAUGAUAACCAUUUGAGUGUGGAGUUCCAAAGUGAGAUCCAGACAUUGGCACGAAUAGAGCAUUUGAAUCUGGUUAGGUUCUUCGGAUAUAUAGAGCAUGGAGACGAAAGGAUUGUUGUGGUUGAGUAUGUUCCCAAUGGAACCCUCAGACAACACUUGGAUGGGGUAAAUGGCAAAACUCUGGGCUUUGCUGCCCGAUUGGAUGUUGCCAUUGAUGUGGCUCAUGCGGUUACGUAUCUCCAUAUGUAUGCAGAUCACCCAAUUAUCCAUAGAGAUAUCAAGUCUUCGAAUAUUCUCCUCACCGACAACUUCCGGGCCAAGGUGGCUGAUUUUGGUUUUGCUCGCUUGGGUGCGGACACUGAUUCAGGGGCCACUCAUGUAUCCACCCAGGUGAAGGGAACAGCAGGCUACUUGGACCCUGAAUACCUGAGAACUUAUCAGCUAACAGAAAAGAGUGAUGUCUACUCAUUUGGGGUGUUGCUGGUUGAACUUGUUACAGGAAGGCGCCCUAUUGAGCCAAAGAGGGAAGUGCAGGAGCGGAUUACUCCCAAAUGGGCCAUUAAGAAGUUUGCGGAUGGAGAAGCGAUAACGACGAUGGAUUCAACAAUAGAAAGGUCUGCUGCAACUAACCUUGCACUAGAAAAGAUUUUGGAGCUAGCCUUACAAUGCCUGGCUCCAACCAGACAGAGUCGGCCAUCCAUGAGGAGGUGUGCUGAGAUCUUAUGGAGCAUCCGUAAGGAUUACAGAGAGCUCACUGCACCAGACUACAACCGUUCAAUCUCCUCUAGUUCCCACAUAAGUUCAUCUAGUAGAGAAGAGUAAAAAAGGUUGGUUGAAUGAAAUCCGGAGCUUUCUGAACCUCGUGUCAGUGAGUCAAUCCAGAAAGCACGCAGAUGCAACAGUUACAUACUUCUAAGAGAGCUAAUCAAUUUGGAUUCUGAUGCUGGAUUGCCAUGAAUUAAACUUAAGCUGGCCCCAGUUUGAUUGCAUUCUCAAUUGGGCGGGGUGUCAUCAUGCUAUCUUGAAAACCAGGCAUUCUGCAGCUUCUUACCAAGCGGAUUCGUUUCAAAUGGAUUGGGUUUUGGUGCUGCAAUUAAUUUGCUGUUUCUGUGUAUACUAGUUCUGGAGGAUUUUUUGUUUCUCAAAUCUUUUCCCCAUCAAACAAUAUAUAUAUGAUAAUUGUUGUUAUGUAA
Messenger RNA from Macadamia integrifolia, 1871 nucleotides. RefSeq names its product calmodulin-binding receptor-like cytoplasmic kinase 2. Gene Ontology annotation, molecular function: protein kinase activity; ATP binding. The transcript has 6 exons. The record is from RefSeq and is a predicted model, not a curated record. Gene Ontology annotation, biological process: protein phosphorylation. Lineage: Eukaryota; Viridiplantae; Streptophyta; Magnoliopsida; Proteales; Proteaceae. The coding region runs from base 217 to 1500 and encodes 427 amino acids.